UUUAAGAGCCACCAGACAAGCUGCAUCCACAGCACUGACGAGUCACCAAGCAACCAGCACAUUUUCGCUCCCAUCAAGACACAUUUUUUUAUUUAUCUUUUUUUAGACUUUCAUCCACUUUAAUCCGAGCUGCAGGCGAUUUGCGCGCAGUUGCACCGUUUGAAUGGCUGCGAUUUGACCUGCGGGCUGCACCGAUGAUCCGGGCAGGAGGUUCGUCCCGCCGGUGGAGAAGCUGAGAACCGGAGAUGUCCCCGUUAUUCAUGGACACCGGCUGUGAUCUCAACAGCCCCGGAUCCCUGUCAGCCGAGGAGUGCCACAGCAACACCGCCGGAUCGGAGGAGCGAGAGGCGGAGGGGCAGCAUGUGGGAGGCAGAGGGACGAAAAGACGAGAGAAGAACCGAGAUGCGGCGAGAAAGAGCCGCAAAAAACAAACCGAGAGAGCUGACGAGCUUCAUGAGGAACUCCAGGAGCUGGAGCGAUCCAACGCCGCUUUUAAAAAGGAGAUCGCCGCUUUGAGAAAAGAGCUCCACCUCUACCAGACCUCUCUGGAGCGUCACGAACCUCACUGCCGCCUCGGCGCCUCCUCCGCCGACUCUCGCCGCCCUCCAAAAGUCCCUCCCCAGGUUUCAAACCCCACUUUGGCUACUUCUCCUUCACUCUCUACCUCUUUAACCUCCAGUCUUCAAAACCUCCCACCGACUACAACAUUAGCCUCGUCAGUUGAACUCUUCACCUCCUCCUCUUCCUCUUCCUCCUCCUCCGGCAGCAGCCCAGUGACUGUUACUUACUCACCCUCCUUCCCGACACAUUCGGCUCCUCACUCAUUGUUUAGCGACGCCGCUCAAAUGACCUCGAGGCCGACGAGCAGCAGCCUUCUUUCAAACCCUCCCGCCCAAGUCCACAAAACCUCACCAGCUCCUUUCUCAGUGGACGCAUUUUUAAUGAAACAGACUCCUUUUCCUCCGCCUCCUUACACCCGUGUCGAGGCAGAAAACACAAACUGCGCCAUGAACUCGCCCCAACUUCAUCCAUACCCGUUCAAUCCGAGCAGGUUGAGUCCUCCUAAGUCUCUCUUGGCUUCACCUCAGGCCAGCUUGCAGCCGUCUCCGGCCCUUCCUUUUGCCCCGAAGCCCAGUUACAAUCAGCCAGUUUUACCCUCUCCUGCGUCCCUGCUGUCUCUCCUCACUGUCCCCAGUCCUCUCAACAUAUCUCAAACUACCUCCAGCAGCACCGACGGAUCUCUUUCACAACCGCCGUCGGAGGAUCUCGGCUUCGAUCUUAACGAGUUCCUGGAAAACAAUGACUGGAUCCUAAGUGGGACGAGUAGCACUACAGAAUAGGCUUUUAUUUAUAAGUUGUGAGCAGCUUGACUGAAUUCUGAAUUUUCAAACUUGCAAAUCAAAGGCACAAGUUUUGUUUUUUUUGAAGUAUUUAUAACAACAGCUUAAACACAAGUAGUCGGGCUUUUAUUCAGUUUUCUGCUUUCUAAAUGGGAUCUUUAGUGAGAUUUCUUGAUGUGAAAGUUGCAUCAGUUUAGUAGAUCCUCACCAUUUCUUUCAAUUCCUGACAUCCAGCUCGCAGCUUCUAAGUUAAAUCUCACAGGAUCCGAGGCUAAAACUCCAUAAAUGUGAACCGACUCUACGAUUAACUCCAGUGCCUUUUUUCCCCAGAAUGUUUAAAAAAAAAAAAAAAAACAGUCCCUUUCUUAAUCAAAACCGGAGACACUCGCAAAACUGACUCAACAGGCAAAACCUCUGAGUUGUGCUCUGAGAUGGGGUGGAGUACUCACUUCCUCGCAACUUCAUGGAAAUGCCAUCUGGAGAAAUUUCCAUCUGUGCCGUGGCGUAAAAAGACACGACAUGCUAGAGUUAAUGACAUCCUGGAAUUGCUGCAUCAACUUCAGGAAACUUUUCUUUCUUUCUUUUCUUCUUCUUCUUCUUUUUUUUUUAUAACCUCAUUUAAAAAUACACAAUCAAGCGCACACCCUCUCCUCACACAGUCUCACAUAUUCUGCUGCUGCUGAUCAUUUAUUUAUAGCUUCAACCCCACGAAAACUGAAAAAUUAUUCAGUUUACUAAUUUAGUUAUUGCAAUUAUGAUUACAGAGCGAGCCCUUCCUGGUCUUUUCAAUUCUCUCUGAUCCAAAAGUGUUGUGAUGUUGUUUUAUGUAUCACAGCGUCACUGUUUGAGACAACAGACCGACUCUAGACGUGUUAUAGUACAAACUAUAUGCAGCGGCUGUGUGUGUGCACGGAAUAAUAAAUGUAUGAUGUCGAGUGAGACCGAUGGAUCGGGGAGAAUGCAAAAAAAAAUAAAUAUUGCAAGGGAACUUUAAAAAUAAUCCCACCACGACAAGGCUCGGUAAAUUAUUUAUUUUCCUACAUUUUAGAUAAUAUAGUAAAACAAUCUCUUCAAAUUAUACAGUUACUUGUAGGCUAAAAAUGCUGGGUUUCGCUCGCAAAUGUGGGUCAGCGAGCAGAUCAAGCUUCCUCAGAGGCUCCGAACUGAAGAUGUGUUUGUUGUUUUGUGGGAAUUUGGUUCAUGCAAAGUGUUAAAUACAGUUAGCUUUAACGUAAACCAAAACGUCAAUAUGUGGAUUCAAGCAUUUUUUUGUUUUUAUUUUUUGCAUUAAAUAAGUUUCAUGAAUCUGCUCUCCAAAGUAACGCGGCUUUUUCAUGCUGCCUGGGAGGAAGCGAACAGCAGAACCCAGCAGGCCGAGGGGAUGAGGUUGUCAGGGGCAGCUUCAUUAAGGUUGAUGACGGUGACAGCUAGUGGCUCACUAACUUCCCUCACUCAUGGGAGUCUAAACCUAUAAUUAAAAAAAAAGGCCUAAUUAGCGAAUCCCUUAUUGUGCAUAUUUCCAGCAAGCUAAUUUUUUUUUCUUCCUUUUGGCUCCUGUAACUGACAAUAAGAGCACCAAGAGCUGCUUCAGUCUAUCAUAGGAACUUAAUAUUUUAUUUAAGCUAGGAAAUGCUACUGAGUUUAUGCAGCGUGAUUGUAUCGAAAUGAUGAUUUUGGUUUUUCAAAUGAUGAUUUAUGCAGAUGAUGAUGCUUUGUACGCAUAGGAUUAUAUAUAUAUAUAUAUAUAUGAGUUGUUUUAUUUAGUGUAAGGCCUUUCAGUUGUGUGUGACCAUUUGUAUUUAACAUGCAUUAGAUAAUAUAUUUAUGCAACAGGAAAAGUUAACUACAAAUAAAAACAUUUUGCAGUUGCGUUUUUGUUCCAGUUUGAAUUGUGUUCUAUUUAAGACCAAAUGAUGGAAUAAAAAAAUGUGAUUAUUUCAAUGGA
Messenger RNA from Stegastes partitus (bicolor damselfish), 3285 nucleotides. It is a transcript of the gene batf2, whose product is annotated as basic leucine zipper ATF-like transcription factor 2. The coding region runs from base 246 to 1340 and encodes 364 amino acids. Gene Ontology annotation, biological process: regulation of transcription by RNA polymerase II. Gene Ontology annotation, cellular component: nucleus. The record is from RefSeq and is a predicted model, not a curated record. The transcript is spliced from 3 exons. Gene Ontology annotation, molecular function: DNA-binding transcription factor activity, RNA polymerase II-specific; RNA polymerase II cis-regulatory region sequence-specific DNA binding. Lineage: Eukaryota; Metazoa; Chordata; Actinopteri; Pomacentridae.